Molecule: messenger RNA, 1233 nt
Organism: Alternaria burnsii
Lineage: Eukaryota; Fungi; Ascomycota; Dothideomycetes; Pleosporales; Pleosporaceae
Exons: 1
Coding region: 1-1233 (410 amino acids)
Source: RefSeq, a predicted model, not a curated record
AUGUCCUCUCUGACUCUUACUACAAUCCCGAUCGAACUCCUCGCAUACGUAUUUGAGUAUUUCAUAGACGACGACGACACGCUCAAACAUUUGAGCAAAGCCCACUCAAAGUUUGCUCCACCAGCCAAUGCAGUGCGCCAUAGUAUUCGAAGACUUCUUAUACGCGGGAACGGUGCACAAGAAGCAUGCAAAGAGCUUGUGGACAGCAUUCAUGGCAGCCAAGAUGAGACAGGAUCCGGCAACACUCUCGUUGGACCGAUACGCUAUCUUGAACUUGUCUUUGACAGCCGGGCACAAUUUCGUCUAGCAGAUGCAACGCAGGAAGUGUUGAACUGCCUGCCGGCAAUCCAACACGUCACGCUCAAGAUCAUCGCUCGCCCCUUUCCUGAUAGUCAGCAUCAAGACAUGAUCGAGAAUCUCGAGGAAAAGGUCCGGGGAGCCGUCCAGGACUACUCUACGCUCAUGGAUAUGCUCAACACAUUGAAGCCACAACGAAAAGUUGGACUGAGUCUAAUCCUCAACGACUGCAUGCUUCGUUCUUCACCAAUCAUCGCCCAGCAGUAUGCAAACAUUGUCUUGCGAGAAUUCGACAUCAAAUACUACUUACUUCAUUUUGAUACCACGAUCACUUUAGCCAAGCGCUUGAUUCACGCAACCAAAACCCUAACGGACAUGACAAUACUUGAAGAUCCAGUAUGCCAAUGGCAGCAGGAACAACUCCCCUGCAUGCCCUUCUCAGGUCUCACCGCUCUCAAGCGACUACAUAUACCCGCUAGCUUGUGGUUCGGCCGCAGCAAUGAAGGCCUUCAAGGCUUUUUGUGGAAGCGCGAGGAGAUUAUGCGUCCGUCCGUCGUCGACUUACUGCCUCCAUCUCUAUCUUCCCUUCGUAUAGACUUCAAUAGCACGUCUGCCGUCUUUGCUGUUGGCGUGGGCUACCGCGCAGCAUUCUUCCGUAUGACCUCCGACGAAGCGAAGAUGAGGAUGAAACCAGCGUGGAAUUGGAUAUAUGAGCUCGUUACUCCUGAUACUUCACAACUUCCUCAUCUGAAGAAUGUCGAGGUACUUGAGGGACUGGUGCCAGCCGAUAGAAGACGCAUAAGUAGAACAGGUGAUCGUUAUCAUUGUGAUUCGGUCCUUGACUGGGACCCGCCGCUGGAAUUGAAAAGGGCGUUUGGGGAUAGAGGCAUCAAGUUGAAGAUCCAAAUUAGGGCUAUCAAGCAUGGGAAGUCUUGA